UCAGCUGUGUCCAAUCACAGCUGAUCACAUCUGUCACGCUGACAGCUCGAGAGGAGAGCCGGUAAUCGGCUUUCCCGGAGGGGACAUGUACACUGAUCAUCAGGGCACAGUGUGGCCCCAGAAGUGCCACCUGUCAGUGCUCAUCAGUGCCAGUGCCCAUCAGUUCCACGUGCCAGUGCCCAUCAGUGCCACAUCAAUGCCACAUAUCAGUGCCCAUCUGAGCUGCCUUUCAAUGUCACCCAUCAGUGCCAGGCAGUGCCACCUAUCAAUGCCAAUCAGUGCCGCCUAUCAGUGCCUGUCAGUGCCGCCUAACAGUGCCUGUCAGUGCCGCCUAACAGUGCCAGUCAGUGCCGCCUAUCAGUGCCAGUCAGUGCUGCCUAUA
Messenger RNA from Staurois parvus, 382 nucleotides. Lineage: Eukaryota; Metazoa; Chordata; Amphibia; Anura; Ranidae. The record is from the annotation of a GenBank genome assembly.